GAAUCCAUUCGGACCAUUCCCUUCCCAGACACUCACUUUGCAUAGUACAAAAACUUUCACACUACCCAACCUCCACGCCUUCACCCCAUCCCACACACACCCCUACUCGGAUACACUAUUCGGUAUUCACCCGCACAUAUAGAUACGUAGGAGUGUAUGUAUUCCUUGCCUCCGAUCUUUUAUUCGCCAAGAUUAUUGAGUAAGUCUUUUCUCUCUUUUCAUUUAUACAGAAGAAGGUAGAUACAACCGGUAUAUGAUUGGGUAUAUAGUAUAUAUGCAUGCAAUUGAGUAGUUAUUGGAAUAAUUGAUAUGGGGCAUAAGAAGCGAAAUCUUGCUUCACGCUCCAAACCCUCACAGCCACCGUCCGCGCCGCCACCGUCCUCUGCAAUCGUCGCCGUCGACAAUAGUGCAACGUUUUCGGCUAAUAUACCAAAUCCCACCACAAAUAUAGUUGAAAAAACUGAGGCCCUAGAUUCGGAAAGCAAGAACGAUGCAAACCCGUCAUCGUAUAGUACAAUCAAGUUCGAAUGUGAGAAGGCCCUCACGACACUGCGGCGGGGGAACCAUACCAAAGCCCUAAGGUUGAUGAAGGAUUUAUGCUCGAAACACGAGAACUCACCUCACUCGGCUUUGAUUCACCGGGUUCAGGGGACCGUUUGUGUGAAGGUCGCCUCGAUUAUUGACGACCCGAAUGCUAAACAGAGGCAUUUGAAGAAUGCAGUUGAGAGUGCAAGGAAAGCCAUGACCUUGUCUCCGAAUUCUAUUGAGUUUGCACAUUUUUAUGCAAAUUUGUUAUAUGAGGCGGCAAAUGAGGGGAAGGAGUACGAGGAGGUGGUGCAAGAGUGUGAGAGGGCAUUGGCAAUUGAGAACCCUGUGGACCCUGCCAAGGAGAGCCUGCAAGAGGAGAGCCAGCAGAAGAUCUCCACAUCAGAGGCUCGAGUUGCCCACAUGCAAAGUGAGCUUAAAUCUUUAAUUCAGAAAUCGAACAUUGCAUCCAUUUCAACGUGGAUGAAGAAUUUAGGCAAUGGAGAGGAUAAGUUUCGUUUGAUUCCAAUAAGGAGGGCCGCAGAGGACCCAAUGGAAUUGAGAUUGGUGCAGGCAAGAAGGCCAAACGAGAUUAAGAAGGCAACUAAGACUCCUGAGGAACGACGGAAGGAGAUUGAGGUGAGAGUGGCCGCAGCUCGGCUUUUACAGCAGAAAUCUGAGUCUCCCCAGUUGGGAAAUGGGGAAAAUAGUAACAAGUUAUUGGAUUCUGGUUUUGGGUUGGGGCAGAGAGUGGCAGAAAGAAGGAAAAGUGGGAAUGUGAGGAAAAAUGCUUCUUCAGCUGAGAGAAGGGACUGGGUCCAGUCAUAUUGGAACUCCAUGAGUUUGGAUGGGAAGAAAGAUUUGCUUAGAGUCAGAAUAUCAGAUCUCAAAGCUCAUUUUAGUUUGUCAAAGGACUUGUCUGCCAGUGAAGUGCUUAAUGAAGCUUUAUCUUUUGGUGAAUCAAACAAAGUUUGGAAAUUUUGGAAAUGCUUUCGCUGCAACGAGAAAUUUGCUGAUGCAGAUUUGUACAUGCAGCAUGUUGUGCAGGAGCAUAUGGGGACUCUGAUACCCAAAAUGCAGUCUAUUUUACCCCAAGGUGUCGAGAAUGAGUGGGCUGAGAUGCUUAUUAACUGUUCUUGGAAACCAUUGGAUUUAACUGCAGCAAUUAGGAUGCUCGAAAAACAAUCAAAACCUGAGGCACCUGAUUUUCUGGAUGACUCGUACCCAAGAAAUGACUCAGAAGAUUCCAAAGAAUUUUUUGUUGACUCUUACUGUAGUGAGUAUGAAUGGGAGUCGUCGAUUGGAAAGAAGAAACUGGGUGAUAAUUGCAAUGUUAGUACCCAAGAGAGCAGGGAAUUUGAAGAUGUUGAGUGGAUGGAUUGUGAUGGUGAUCAAGACAGUAAGGAAAGUCUCAUUAAUAAAAACUGGCCUUCGUCUGAUGAUCCUGAGCGUGCAAAGCUUCUUGAAAAAAUCCAUUCCAUAUUUCAGGCUCUUAUCAAACAGAAGUAUCUUGCUUCAAGUCAUCUUAGCAAGGUUAUACACUUUGCGGUGGAGGAGCUUCAGGGUGUCUUUGGUUCUCAACUUCUUAAAUCCAAUGUGGACCAAACGCCCCUGUGCAUCUGCUUUUUAGGUGCUUCAGAGCUCAAGAAAAUAUUGAAAUUUUUGCAGGAAAUUUCUCAUUCUUGCGGACUGGGUAGAUAUUCUGAGAGAAAUAAUCCCACAGGUGAUUUAAACAGUGGCAUACAGGAUGUUGACAAUGUGGAGAAGUUAAUUAUUAGUCCAGAUGCUUCAUUUUUGGUGCUUGACGAGCAUUUUCUCCCCUGCAAGCUCCCUUCCUCAUCUUGUGAUGAUGCUGGUACUAAUGAUUUCAGUUCAGCAACUGCUUCACGUGUCAACUUUGAGAAUGGCGUUGUACUUGAUUCAGAUGCAUUACUAUACUGGAUAUUUACAGGUCCAUCGAGUGGGGAACAAUUGGCAUCCUGGAAGCGUGAAGGAGAAGAGAAAGCACAGCAAGGUAUGGAAAUUCUGCAGUUGCUUGAGAAGGAAUUUUUCCAUCUACAGGGUUUGUGUGAGAGAAAAUGUGAGCAUUUAAGUUACGAGGAGGCGUUGCAGGCUGUCGAGGAUCUCUAUUUGGAAGAGGGAAAAAAAAGAGAUCAUGUUAUGGAUUUUGUUCCCCAAGGUUAUGACUCUAUACUGAGGAAGCGUCGAGAAGAACUCCUUGAGCGUGACAAUGAAAUGACCCCAAUUAGCAAUAGGUUCGAGUUGGACGCAAUCACAAAUGUUUUAAAGGAUGCUGAAUCCUUGAAUGUCAACCAAUUUGGCUUUGAGGAAGCUUAUACUGGUGUGACAUCUCAUCUUUGUGAUCUAGAAUCUGGUGAUGGCUGGAGAACGAAAGACUAUCUUCAUCAGGUGGACUCUUGCAUAGAAGUUGCGAUACAGAGACAGAAAGAACAAGUUUCUAUAGAGCUCAGCAAAAUUGAUGCAAGAAUCAUGCGAAUUCUUACCGGUAUGCAGCAGUUUGAAGUUAAGCUUGAGCCUGCAGCUGCCAGUGAUUUUCAAUCAAUCUUAGUGCCUCUAGUGAAAUCGUUUUUGCGGGCAAUAUUGGAGGAUAUGGCAGAGAAAGAUGCCACAGAGAAAUCUGAUGCUGCCAGAGAAGCAUUUUUAGCAGAACUUGCUCUAGAUUUUAAGAAGGGUGUUGGUGGAGGUGAGAGUUUAAAACACGUGCAGGAGAAGACGAAGGAUAAGAAAAAGAACAAGGAUAAUCGGAAAAGCAAGGAUUCAAAGGUCACCGGUUUUAGUGAGCUGAAUAUGCUUCGUGAUCAGAGAUCUGAAGAAAUAUCACUUCCAAAUGCUCAUGAUGGAGAUGAUUCAAAUGCUGAAAUUGCUGUAGCUGGGACCGAUGAUACUUUGAGACUACAGGAAGAGGAAUACAGAUGCAUUAUUGAACAAUUUGAACUGGAAGCUGAGGAAAGAAAGCUUGAAGAAACUCUGGAAUAUCAAAGGCGUAUUGAAAACGAGGCAAAACAGAAGCAUAUUGAGGAACUGCAUAAAAAGAUAUCGAGAAUAAUUCCUGAGAAGAUUGAAGCCGUUGCCAUACCUAAUAAUGACUUGAGGCACAACUUUGAUGUCCAAGUUUCCAAUGAACAAUGGACAAAUGGCAAGGUGAGGAUGUCUGUCCCAAAGGUCUCCACAUUGGAGUCACUGAAAACCUCAAUUCAAAAGGAUGAAUUUACGACCAUUCCGGACGGUUUGCUGAAGAACACUACCAAUGGGGCUGCACUGAGAACUGUCUUAGACAAUGGAGGAAUUCCAAAAGAUGGUGGUUUAACUUCUGACCGAAGUUCACGAAGGAGAGGUAGACGGCAAAAGACUCCAACUAGAUUAAGUGAUGGAAAGUAUCGACCACUCUCUUCAGAAAAGGAAAAUACUGAAGUUGGUCAACCAAGAUCUACAAACACAAUCCCUGAAGAAAGCGAUACUGGAACAAAGACAUUGAGACAUCCACAAGCAGAGGAUGAUGAUGAAGAGAGGUUCCAAGCUGACCUUAAGAAAGCUGUACGGCAAAGUCUUGACACGUUGCAUGCACAUCGAAAACUGCCUUUGACGUCGGGUUCAUCAAUUCCACAAAACAUGCUUCCCGAAAUUAGUUAUUCGGGUGUUUCAUCUAUUGAAGUCCCAAGCGAUGGUAUUAACUGGACAGAUGGGUACGGCACAGGGCUGAAAAACGAAAUUGGUGAAUAUAAUUGCUUUCUCAAUGUCAUAAUACAGUCAUUGUGGCAUUUAAGACGUUUCCGAGAUCAUUUUUUGAGGAGAUCAUCGUUAGAGCAUGUUCAUGUUGGUGAUCCUUGUGUCAUAUGUGCUUUGUAUGAUAUCUUCAUUGCUUUAAGCAAGGCUUCCGUAGAUACAUGUAGAGAAGCUGUUGCGCCUACUUCUUUAAGAGUUGCUCUUAGCAAUCUGUAUCCUGAAAGCAAUUUCUUCCAGGAGGGUCAGAUGAAUGAUGCUUCUGAAGUGCUGGGUGUUGUGUUUGAUUGUCUGCAUCAAUCAUUUACUCCUCCACCUUCUGUGUCUGACACUGAAUCGGUAGAUAGCAACUGUAUGGGUUCCUCGGAUUGCACAAAUGGAUCUUGUGUUGCACACACUCUUUUCGGAAUGGACGUAUUAGAAAGAAUGAACUGUUACAACUGUGGUUUGGAGUCCAGAUAUUUGAAGUACAAGUCUUUUUUUCACAAUAUUAAUGCCAGUGCUCUCAGAACAAUGAAGGUUAUGUGCCCUGAAACCUCCUUCGACGAGCUUUUAAACUUCGUUGAGAUGAAUCACCAGUUAGCUUGUGAUCCAGAGGAUGGUGGCUGUGGGAAGCUAAACUAUAUUCACCAUAUUCUCUCAACACCGCCCCAUGUUUUUACAACAGUUCUGGGUUGGCAGAAAACUUGUGAGAGUGUAGAAGACAUAACAGCAACAUUAGCAGCCUUAUCAACUGAGAUUGAUAUAAGUGUCCUUUAUCGGGGUCUCGAUCCAAAAAAUAAACAUUGCUUGGUUUCAGUGGUUUGCUAUUAUGGGCAGCACUAUCAUUGUUUUGCCUAUAGUCGCGAUCUUGAACAGUGGAUUGUGUAUGAUGACAAAACUGUGAAGGUAAUUGGUGGCUGGGACGACGUUCUUACAAUGUGUAUAAAAGGACAUCUACAACCCCAGGUCCUCUUUUUUGAAGCUGUAAACUAGUAAAAUUCGAAGUUGAUAUCACAAAAUACGGGGUUCAGCAUGGCUGUUGUUUAAUCUUGAAUAUAGUUGCACUGGCUAUUUCUGGUCGUGCAAGUUUCUGGCGGAGCUUGCAAAAGAUUUACUUUUUGAACUUACAAUGCUGAUGCCAAGCCCAGAUUGUAUUAUUAAGUCAAGACUUCAGUUAUAUAGAAGAGAAAUAAAAGCAGUUACCUAUAAGAGACGAGGAGAGUUCAAAAAUGUUUCAUUUGAAGAUUGGUGAAUCAGAAAUAGGUUUUGAUUCUCAUGAUACUGAGAUAAGAUGAGUAAAAUUCGGGAUUUAUCUUCAAAUUCAGGCAUCUUUCUAAUCUGAUAUGGUCGAAGACCAACCUGUAAAAAAUAGCAACCACCUGGUUUUUUCGUUAAUGGAAUGUAAUUGGAGCAUGUGAAAGUCGGCAUCUCAAUGGGAACUAUCCUCUGGAUGGUUGAUGGAUACUACAAUUGUACACAGGAAAUUCUUGUACUUAGAUUCAGAUCUCUAUUAAUUUCAGAUACAAAAAAGUUAUGUAAAGAUCAGAUCUCAACUCCUUGGGUGCAUUAUCCCGUGGCCUUGGUAACUUCUCUCUUUCUCAGUUUUCGAUGGGAAAAAUUUUGCGUAAAUCAGUUCCAAGAAGUCUUAAUGUUAUGAUACGAAGUUGAUGGUGGCGAAAAUGAAUGGUAUAAAUUUCCUUUUUUAUCUGCCUUUAAGGUUUUGAAUUGCAACUUUCUGAAUAUAUGGUUGGAUUUACUGCAAUAUCAUGUCAUGGUAUUUAUUGUUUCCA
This is a messenger RNA of Olea europaea var. sylvestris, 6038 nucleotides long. RefSeq lists its product as uncharacterized. Gene Ontology annotation, molecular function: protein binding; cysteine-type deubiquitinase activity. Gene Ontology annotation, biological process: protein deubiquitination. Lineage: Eukaryota; Viridiplantae; Streptophyta; Magnoliopsida; Lamiales; Oleaceae. The transcript has 15 exons. The coding region runs from base 310 to 5241 and encodes 1643 amino acids. The record is from RefSeq and is a predicted model, not a curated record.